Drosophila guanche is the source of this 1020-nucleotide messenger RNA. RefSeq names its product histone-lysine N-methyltransferase SETMAR. Gene Ontology annotation, molecular function: histone H3K9 methyltransferase activity; protein binding; zinc ion binding. Bases 41 to 907 code for a protein of 288 amino acids. Lineage: Eukaryota; Metazoa; Arthropoda; Insecta; Diptera; Drosophilidae. The record is from RefSeq and is a predicted model, not a curated record. Gene Ontology annotation, cellular component: nucleus. The transcript is spliced from 3 exons.
AAUUUUCAAAUUAAAAUAUAAAUUAAAAAAACAAGAGUUAAUGUGUUCCUCCAUAUUAGGGUCGAAUGGCAUGGCACAAUCUCGGAUAAUUGUGAAUGACGACUAUGAGCACCCAGAUAAUAUAGAAUAUAUUUUAGAAUCUGUGUUGAUGCCCAGUGAGGACAGCUUAGAUUUUAUUCAGCUAAAGAACGAGUACAACUCUUUAAUAUUACACCAAUGUCAAUGCGAUAAAGGCGACUGCUCAAGAUGCUCACACGGAGGUGCUUAUGAGUACUGCCCAAAAGGUAAAGAAUUGAUUCAAAGGCAAAGUAAAGAAAGCUGCAGUAUCCCUAUUUUGGAGUGCAAUAGUUUAUGUGACUGUCGGCUAGACUUUUGCACAAAUCGACUUGUGCAGUAUGGUCCACGAGAAAAUUUGGAAGUGUUUAAUUCGGCCACCUUCAAAUCCAAAGGUGUGCGUACGAAAGUAAACAUUCCUUGUGGUGCCUUCAUCUGCGAAUAUGCAGGAGAAAUACUAACCAUUUCUGAAGCCAAACGACGCCUAGUUAACAAUAAAGAGCUGGAGUGCAUGAAUUAUGUCUUAGUACUUAACGAAUACACUAAAACCGAUGACUGCCGUGAGGAGAAACGACAAGUCACCAUCGUAGACCCUUCAAGGCGAGGAAACAUUGGACGCUACAUUAACCACAGCUGUGAACCAAACUGUCAGAUAGCGGCGGUGCGAAUAGACUGUCCCAUACCAAAAAUAUGUAUUUUCGCAGCACGCAAUAUUCAUGCUCACGAAGAACUGUGCUUUCAUUACGGUGGAGAAGAUCAACAAGUAGAUCAAGCAAGUGAUAGCAAGACUUGCCUCUGCACUGCUGAUAGUUGCGCUGGUUUUAUGCCAAAUUCCUCACAGUUUAUUGAGUAAAUCGUUUUCAAGUGGAGGCAGUUUUUCUAGUAUCCAUUGCUGUAGUUCCAGGAGCGACGACUUUUUUAGCUCAUGCAGUGUAUUUUUCAAUGGAUUGAAUGUACCAUUGACAC